Staurois parvus is the source of this 316-nucleotide messenger RNA. The record is from the annotation of a GenBank genome assembly. NCBI's taxonomy places the organism in Eukaryota, Metazoa, Chordata, Amphibia, Anura, Ranidae.
UUAUAGUGGGACUGCAGCGGGCAUUCUGACAUUGGGGGAAACUGACUUGGUGUUACUGACAUCCCCAGUGACACCAAUACAGUGAUCAGUGCUAAAAAAAAAGCACUGACACUGUACUAAUGGCACUGCGCAGGAAGGGGUUAACAUGAGGGGUGAUCAAAGGGUUAAUUGUGUGCUCUGUGCUGUGUCUGUGUGCUUCACUGUAAGCACACUGCUUUGGAUGACUGUGCACAGUCAUCCAAAGCAGUGUGCACGAGCUGACAGGCAGGAAACUGUAUUGUUUACAUGCAUGCCCCCUGCCCGGAAAUGCAAAAUC